UCCCAGGAGAAAUAGAAAGCUUAUUUCUUUUUCUUCCCAGGAGAGGACUGCUAAGAAGGGGUCAAAGGGGGAUUACUUGAAAGAAACCUGAGGUCCUUGACAAGGCAAGGGCACAGAAAAGAAAGGGGAAGCAGCGGAGAAGGGGACGGAGAUACUAGUACUGUACAGUGAGGAAACUACAGUUUUUUAGGAGUCCUUUGCUUGGCCAUGGAUCCAGCGUGCUUUUCUGAGAGUAUUUAUAACCUCAUACCCAAUGACUUCAAGGAACCUCCCCAGCCUCCUAGGUAUGCAUCAAUUUUUAAAGCAACUAUAAAAAAUGACAUGAAAAAAUGUAAAACUUCAAUGAAAACCAUGGGACCAGCAAAAGUUGAAGUUCCUUCUCCAAAAGAUUUCCUAAGGAAACGUUCAAAGGAAAAAGUCCUACCACCCAAAAAAAAAUUUGACUGGCAUGAACCCAGAAAGCCUCCUGUGCCAUUGAGAACUGAUCAUCCAGUCAUGGGAAUACAGAGUGGAAAAAAUUUUAUAAAUACAAAUGCAGCCGAUGUCAUCAUGGGAGUGGCCAAAAAGCCUAAGCCAGUUUAUGUUGACAAAAGAACCGGAGACAAGCAUGAUCUUGAGACAUCAGGACUACUUCCAAAGUACAUCCAUAAAAAGGAUUACGGUGUCACCCCUGAAUACAUAUGUAAGCGGAAUGAGGAAGUGAAGAAAGCCCAAGAAGAGUAUGAUCACUUUAUCCAGGAAAACCUUAAGAAAGCAGCUAUGAAAAUGUUAUCGGAUGAAGAACGAGACGCAGUUCUACAGGGGCUGAAAAAGAAUUGGGAAGAAGUACACAAAGAGUUCCAGUCCCUCUCCGUCUUCAUAGACUCUCUGCCUAAGGAGAUUCGUAAGCAAAAGCUGGAAGAAGCAAUGAAACAGCUGGAACAUGACAUUGGGAUCAUCGAAAAGCACAAAAUUAUUUAUAUUGCCAAUAAGAAAUAGUGGGUUUUUAAAGGGUAGUAAUUUAAUGUAGGAAAACAUGGAAAAAUAUAUUAAAAUUAAAAAUUUCAAAGCUGACAAUUCUAUGAAAAGAAUAAAAAUAAUCCUCACAAAAAGCUUGGGCAAUAUUUAAAGGAUAAGUGAAUUAUUUACUUAUAUAAGAGAAUAUUUUGUUUUUAUUAGUAUUAUGCUUUCCACAUAUAAAACCAUUAAAGUUUGAGACUUUGUGUUUCAGCCUUAUAAUGUAAUUCAUUCUUACUAUGUACUUGUUUCACAUAAACAUUAAUAUCUGGACCCUGAAAAAUAGUCAUCACUCAGAACUUCAAUUUUUUUCUUCACUGCAUGGUACAAAGAACACAGCUUCAAAAAAUGCAAGGCAUUUUGAGUUGGAAAUGAGAGCAUAUGCUCUGUUGCUACUCUGAAGUGUUUCCUAAUUAUUUUUUUCCAGCUGCACAAAUUUUAAAAGAUAUAUAAUCUCUGGUAGCCUUAUGUUACUUGAAGUUAUUCCCAAUUAUAAAUAUUUUCAGUAUCCAUAACCUUCUGUAUGAUGGAGAGCUUAUGUUUGAAGGAAGGAAAAUUAAGACAAUUUACAAAAUCAAGGAGGUACCUACCUUAUAAAUGGCAGCAUUUAGGAUAAUUAAAUACAGUGACUUUUAAGACUUUGAUAUUCUGCUUUAUUUCAUAAUUUACUAUCCAUUUUUCACCAAAAUGGGUUCUUUCCCUUUUGGUCCUUUCCAUUUAUCUAUUUGGUGAACCCUAAAGUUUAUUUUUGAAAGAUUACAUAAUUUGUUAAGCAGUGUUUAUGGGUACAGAGCUGUCACUAACUCAAAAUAAAAAACAAACUAUACAUACCUAAAAAAAGAUUCUUUGAUGAAAUUUUAAUUAGAAGAAUUCAGUGAAAUAUAUGAAAUUAUAAAAUAUCAGAGAAAUAUAACAAUUUCUAUUCCAUAAACCAAUUUUUAUCCUCUAGAUAACACAGAAGAAAACGACAAUCUUUUUCAAACUUUUUUGCAAAUACAAAAUUUGAGAACAUCAUUGAAAAGCUUAGGUGAAUUAAAAAAAACUGUUUAUAUAGUUAUUUUUGAAAAUUCAUCUCCUUUACAUCUGCUCAUGAGAUGUAAAAUGCAUCUUUUUUAUUGCUGUUAACCUAGCAAAGAUAUAAAAUAAAGAAUAGUAUUGAUAAAUAUGAAGGAUGGUAUAUGAUAAAUUCUCAAUUAUGCAGAAGGAAAUUUAGGGUAGGCUAACAGCUGCAGCAAUAAACCAUUAUAUAACCAAACGAAAACUCAUUCUUAUUCACACAGCAUGUAUGGUAGUAUGCUGUAAACAAGUCAGCAGAACCAUUUUCCUCACAGUUUCUCAGAAAUCAGACUUGUGCAGUGAGUAGGUCCCAUCCUAUUUGGAGCUGGGUAGUACCAUGUACUGGCCAGAAAUACUGCCUGUCAUUCUCACUUGCAUUCUCUUGGUAAGUAGUUGUAGCUGCUUUAACAGACUCACUUCAAAUCCUAACUGCAUGACAAAAUAAAGGAAAAUUUCUCAUUUACAUCACUGUCUGCUGUGAAUGUGGGCAGGGUGCAUUCUGUUUCAUACAGUCACUGAAGGGCCCAUUCCCUUUCUGGCUAGUGGCUGUCCUAGUAGAGCUGGCCUCCACUGGCAGAGUUAAGGAUAAGGUGUGUAGGUUAGUAUUUCAUUUGUGAAAUGAUUACAAUAAAUACUCUUUUUGAACAUUUUGGAAUGAAGAUCAUUGUGAAAUAUUCUAAUUCUAAUAUCUUAUGGAUAUUAUGCUUUGGAGUCAUGAGUAGGAAUUGCCUUAAGUGUCGAAAUGACAACCUUGGGGGUCUUAAAAAAUGAUUUUUCUCUUGCUUUGUGUAAAUGUUCACUAAGUGUUAUGGCUCAUGUCUAGAUAGCCCUCCAAAGCCUCAUGCAGUCAUAGGUGGGACUUUUUCAGAGGUGGCUGGAUCCAGAGUGUGUGAUGCUGGGAUCAAGGGUGUGUGACCACUAAAUUAGUCCACUGAUUGGUUUGACAUAGUUCUGGGUGUGAGUACUACCCACCCAGAAGGCAGGUAGCCUAGACAGAAUAUAAAAGGUACAGGAAGAAGCUGCUGGUCACUUGCUUGCGUUGCUACCUUCUGCCCACCAUGAACUGUUUCUCCUCUACGAUGCCUGCCUUCCAUGCCACCUUGCCUUGGAGCCAUCCAACUAGGAACUGAAACCUCUACAAACUGUGAGCUAAAUAAACCUUCCCUCCUUUCACUGUGGAUGCCAGGUAUUUUAGUUCAGCAAUGAGAAAUGUACCUAAGAUACCAGGAAACCCAGACCUUCCUCCAUGACCCACAGUAUUGUACUUAAGAUGGACUUAAGCCUUUUCUCCAAAAUCCUUCCUUCUUCCCAGUAGGGCCUCCCCUACCAUGGGACCCUAGCUUGGUAUAACUUUAGUUCAAUCUCCCUCCAUUCUCUAACACACAUUUCUGGGUCAUCAGAUGAGUCAGGGGAGGGAUAGACACCUCUCUCAGGAGGUUGGCCAAUGAUUGAUCAGAUUCCCUGUUGAGAUCCUUAAUUAAGAGACACAGAGAAUGCAGUCUUUUGGGGGUUCAGAUACCUGAAUCUAAAGAGCCAUAUCUUAUUACUGGAACUAGUGUGGCUUGGUUUCUGUUCUUGUUCCAGAGAGCUCUGAGUAUAAGAAUAAAGAUUUGAUGUCACCUGG
Molecule: messenger RNA, 3676 nt
Organism: Chinchilla lanigera (long-tailed chinchilla)
Lineage: Eukaryota; Metazoa; Chordata; Mammalia; Rodentia; Chinchillidae
Gene: Enkur
Product: enkurin, TRPC channel interacting protein
Exons: 5
Coding region: 208-978 (256 amino acids)
Cellular component (GO): acrosomal vesicle
Molecular function (GO): calmodulin binding
Source: RefSeq, a predicted model, not a curated record